AUGGUGCAAGCACAGUUUGGCAAGAAGGUCAAGCUCGUCCGACACGACGGAGCCCGCGAGUUCGCAACCAACUCGCUUCAAGAAUUCUACGAAGAAGCAUCCAAAGCGUAUCGCGUUUAUGACAUCGAGGCGGGGCAGGUGGUCAUCAGUCGCGAUGUCAACUUUGACGAGUCCGCCUUUGGACUUUCGCCGCCAACCACCACUGAAGACGCCAAUGACAUUGACUUCGACUCCCUCGAUCUGGAUGAUGAAGCGCCAGGUCAAGCGCAGUACAAGCAAACAGGCAAGCGCAAGGGUCGUCCCCAUGAUGAAGGAGUACCAGCUCCACCCACGCGCACAGUGCGUCAACGACCUGGACUAGAAGAAUCAAGUGCGCCAGACAAUCACACGACCCAACAAGAAGAAGAUGAAGAAACAAAGAAUGCUGAUGCAUCGACUCCGCCUGUGUUUUGGCGUGCGAGUGCGAACGCCAUCGAAACAGCAGUGGACUUAUCCGAGCCGUCGACUUUUGAAGCUGCGGUGAGCGGUCCUGAUCAAGUGCAUUGGCGCGAAGCUAUCCGUGCGGAACUUGAGUCGAUGCGACUUCGUGAAGUGUUCCGCGCAGCCAAGCUACCCAAAGGACAUCGCGCCAUUGACACGAAGUGGGUCUUCAAGAUCAAGCGCAAAGCAGACGGAUCAAUUGACAAGUACAAGGCGCUCGCCAAGUAUUUCGGAUGGACCAUCGACCAACUCGACGUGGUGGCGGCAUUCCUGUAUGGUGUAAUGAAGGAACAAGUGUUCUGCGUCAUCCCUGAAGGCGUGGAAUUGGAGGGCUCCUUCGAUUGUCUGGAGUUGGUGAAGGCAUUCUACGGACUAAAACAAGCGUCGCGCGUAUGGAACGAAACGUUUGACAAGUUCGUGUGUGCUAUUGGAUUCCAAGCGUCAAGCCUCGACCCGUGUCUCUACAUAAGGAUCCUCAUGCCAGCUAAUUGCACGCACCAAGACCGACCUGAAGACACGAUUCGGAUGACUGACAGCGGCAAGUGUGCAUUUGUGCUUGGAAUCGAGCUUUUGGACGGCGCAGAUGGAAGUGUGACACUAUUCCAGCGUCGGUAUGUAGAUGACAUACUCAAGCGCUUUGACAUGGAUGAUUGCAAGGCCGUCGCAAGUCCAGUCGACAUGAGCUCUCGACUUGUUUCAAGCGAUGCAGCCACCAAGGUCGGUGCUCCUUUUUGCAAAGCUGUUGGUGCGUUGAUGCACCUGACCACUGCAACGCGCCCGAAUAUUGCGUUCGCCGUGGGCUAUGUGUCGCGAUUCAUAGAACCCCCAAGAAGAACACUAAGUUGCAGUUAA
Peronospora matthiolae is the source of this 1332-nucleotide messenger RNA. The record is from the annotation of a GenBank genome assembly. Lineage: Eukaryota; Oomycota; Peronosporomycetes; Peronosporales; Peronosporaceae.